AUGGAGGGUGACAAUGUGGAACAAGGAGCUCCUCAUCAAACUCAUCAAGCUUUGGUUGAUCCUUUGGGUGAGAAAAUGACAAAUACGAAGGUUAGGUUGGCUUUUCAAAUAUGGGCUCAAGCUUUGGUGACUCAAGCCAAUAGAGAAGUUGUAGCUCCGGUGCUUCAAGAAUUGUCGUACCGCCAUGGUGGUGAAAGAUUGUCUAAGUAUGCUCCAUCUAUGGUUUCGGAUGCUUGGGCUAGGAUGAAUAAGUUUGUGACAGGUAUAUCCAAUACGGUGGUGAAAGAUUGUCGCACCGCCAUGCUCAUUGGUGACAUGGACUUCUCUUAUCUCAUGGUCUAUGCACAACAAAUUGAGGAUGAGAAACUAAAGGAGAAGUCUAGGGAGAAAUAUGAUGGUAAAUGCCUAGCCGGCACCGAUGGAUGCUUCAGUUAUGGGAAGAGUGGACACAAAAUGAGAGAUUGUCCAACAAUUUCGGUUAAAGAAAGAGAAGGCAAGCAAGCUCCUCUUAGCGGUUCAAACUCCAAUGCUCCAAAGAAAAACCGCUUCUAUGUUCUUCAAACCCGAGGUGUCCAAGAGAGUUCCCUGGAUGUAGUGACCGGUAUGUUAGAAGUCUUUCUUCUUGAUGUGUAUGCCUUGUUAGAUCCCGGUGCUACUUUAUCUUUUGUGUCGCCCUAUGUGUCAAAGAGGUUUGAUGUUCCUCUGGAAGUGUUAUUAUAA
This is a messenger RNA of Solanum stenotomum, 720 nucleotides long. RefSeq lists its product as uncharacterized. The coding region runs from base 1 to 720 and encodes 239 amino acids. Lineage: Eukaryota; Viridiplantae; Streptophyta; Magnoliopsida; Solanales; Solanaceae. The transcript has 3 exons. The record is from RefSeq and is a predicted model, not a curated record.